CUAGCCACCAACUUCCGCACAUAAUCUAAAGUUCACAAGAACUUUAGAUUAACACCUAUUUUCACGUUUUUAAAAGAAACGAAAAAGUUUGUAAAUUUGUAACAAAGUCUAUUCACCCCCCCCCCUCUAGACUUUGUAAAUCACCACUUCGGGACCACCAUGAACGUUUUCUUGUGAGUAAGGCUCUCUUUAGUUGCAAGCUCUCUUCACGGAACUCGGUCGGUCCGCACGUUCUCAAAAUGAUUGGUUACAUAACCAAUCUAGAGAAACUCGGGUUCUCCUUGCAGAAGGAGCUGGCAACGGACCUGAUCCUGCAGUCGCUCCCUGAGCUGUAUAAGGGUUUUGUCAUGAACUACAUGAUGCAUGAUCUUGACAAACCCCUUCCGGAGCUUCUUAAAAUGCUCCAGACUGCAGA
Molecule: messenger RNA, 415 nt
Organism: Cuscuta campestris
Lineage: Eukaryota; Viridiplantae; Streptophyta; Magnoliopsida; Solanales; Convolvulaceae
Source: the annotation of a GenBank genome assembly